Chenopodium quinoa (quinoa) is the source of this 2073-nucleotide messenger RNA. Its product is annotated as NAC domain-containing protein 82-like. NCBI's taxonomy places the organism in Eukaryota, Viridiplantae, Streptophyta, Magnoliopsida, Caryophyllales, Amaranthaceae. Bases 677 to 1795 code for a protein of 372 amino acids. Gene Ontology annotation, molecular function: DNA binding. The record is from RefSeq and is a predicted model, not a curated record. Gene Ontology annotation, biological process: regulation of DNA-templated transcription. The transcript is spliced from 2 exons.
UCUCGUAUUUUUUUGAGUCCACUUUGGCCUACGAAUCUACGAUCUCGUAGUAGAUAAACUUUCAAUACUUUUUUUUUUUUUUUUUUUUUUGAGGGAAUAAACUUUCAAUACUUAAAACCGUAAACAAGACCCAUUAUGACCGUCAAUAUCAUUUAGAUCAACGGUUGAUAGUUGAUGCGUCCCCAUAUAUAUUCCUUUUAUUCUCACCGGAGCUUCAAUUUUACGCAGCAGUCUCAUGUUUUCUCUCUCCUCUAUUGAAGCUCGUAUUCUCAAUUCCUCGUACGAUUUCUGAGAAUUUUCUCUCUUCUCCAUUCGACUAGCUUUGAGGUAUCCAUGUCUAUUAUCAAUCUGAAGAAGAAAAAUUUGUGGAUUCUUUUGUUUGAUUGUUCAUUCUUCAAGAGAGUACGUUGGUGGUGGGGUUCGUAAUUAUUUGCUGUUGACUUAAUCAUCGGAGAGUGAGUUGUUCAUCUCUGAUCUCUCUUCUCUCCUUUGAUUAUUGUUACGAUCUUUGAUCUCUUGCUUGGUUAUUGUGUUGCAUAUUGCAAUUGCUCUUGCUCUUGAGCCUCUGAAUUACUAGUGGUUGUGGAAAAUAGAUUGAUUAAUAAAAAGAAACCGUCUGGUUUCGAAAGUAGAUUGAUCUUAAUAUAAGAAAGGGGACUUUUGCUAGUGUUGAAUUAUGGAAGGAUUGUUAGGAAGUAAGUCUUGUCCGCCGGGGUUUCGAUUUCGCCCCACGGAUGAGGAGUUGUUCAUGUUUUAUUUGAAGAGGAAGGUUUUGGGUAAAUUUCUGGGUCCCCAGAUGAUUUCUGAGGUUGAUGUGUAUAGGUUUGCCCCGUGGGAUCUUCCUGCGAUGGCAUGUAUUAAAACGAAGGAUCUGAACUGGUAUUUCUUCUGCCCUCGAGUAAAGAGAUACCCUAAUGGAGGUAAGGCCAAUAGGGCUACUGAAUGGGGAUAUUGGAAGUCAACAGGGAAUGAUAGGACUGCAAUGUAUGCUUCUCGUCCUGUGGGAAAGAUUAAAACUUUGGUAUUUUAUAGAGGGAAGGCUCCGAAAGGGGAAAGGACUAAUUGGGUAAUGCAUGAGUUUAGGUUGGAUGACAAAAUGCUUGCCGACAAAGGUGUGCCACAAGAUUCAUAUGUCAUUUGUAAAAUAUUUGAAAAAAGUGGGUUAGGUCCAAAGAAUGGGGAAGAUUAUGGGGCUCGAUUUGUGGAAGAAGAAUGGGACAGCGACACCGAUGAUACUAAUGUGCCAGAGAGAGAAUCUGGACUUGUGCUGCAUGAUACGGGUUGUGGUGGUGUUGCUGAUAGCCCUGAUGGUUCUGUUUUAACUUCGUCUGUGAGUGCUCCAAGUGCUUCUUAUCCAAUUGGUACUCUCGUUGCUGAUGCUGCUGCUACUAAUGUGGCUUCUCCAAGUACUAUUGCAGCUUCUAUGGGUACUCCAUACAUUACUGCUACUUCUAUGGGUACUCCACUUAACAAUGCAACUUCUGCAAGAAUACCAAAUGAUGAUCCUGUAUCUGUGGAUGCGCCUAAUGUUGUUGCAACUUCUGUGGGAUUUGCGAGUGCUUCUCCUACUGCUGUGGGUUUUGCUUCCGAUGCUGUUGGAAUGACAGAGGACGAAGUGGACAGGCUUUUGAAGUAUUUCAUUGAGGAUGCUGGGGAUGUGGGCGAUAUAUUCAACGGAUUGGGGGAUUUGGCUGAUACUUCUGGCCAGAAUAUUGAUUGGGGCGAUUUGUCUGAUACGUCUACCCACAUUCCCGACUGGUGUAAUCAUUUCAUUGAGAUGGACGAUCUAAUUUGAGUUAGUUUUCAAUGAAAUCUGUGUAUUAAGAACCUAUUAUGUUAUUUCGCAUCGUUCCAACUAAGUGCUAGGAACUGCCUUUUUCAUAUGUUAUGUUUCCUUGUGUGGUUUGCCAUAUAUUGACUCUAUAUAUGUUGCUUUUUUUUCCGUGUACGGAUGAUAUAUUUUACACUUGUUUGGUUAAGAACAAGCUUUGGUAUUGUUUAGGCUUUUUAAAGAUGCCACGAGUUUUCUUCAAGAUUCCAAUGCAAGGUUGUUUAGACUUACUAUUGGGCUUA